AUGUAUCUCCGCGGUGUCCACGCCGACGCAACCAUCCCGAUGCUGCGGCAGCUCAUUCGGGACAACCCCCUCGGCAUCCUCACCACCGCCAUCCGCUCCAAGUCAUACCCCACGAUACAGUCCAGCCACAUCCCCUUCAUCCUGGACGUGAAGGACGACGCCGACGAGUCCGAGCUCGGCGUCCUGCGCGGCCACCUCGCCCGCCAAAACCCCCAAAGCAAGGCCAUGAUGGACGCCGCCGCACAGGAGCCGUCCGCGCAGAACGUCCUCGAGGACGAGGUCAUGGUGCUCUUCAGCGCCGCCGCGCACCACUACGUCACGCCCAAGUUCUAUACCGAGACGAAACCCAGCACGGGCAAGGUGGUGCCCACCUGGAACUAUGCGGCCGCACAGGCGUACGGCAAGGCGAGGAUUUUUUACGACUCAAAGGCCGACGAGACGGGCGCCUUCCUUUCCCAGCAAAUACACGACCUGUCAAAGCACGCUGAGACCUCGGUCAUGGGGUACACCGGCGCAGGGGACAGGCCGGGUCCGUGGAGCGUGUCUGACGCGCCCGAGCCCUACAUCAAGCUGCUGCAGAAGAACAUCAUCGGCAUCGAGAUCACGAUUGAGCGGCUCGAGGGCAAGUUCAAGAUGAGCCAGGAGAUGCAGCGGGGAGACCGUGACGGCGUGAUCCAGGGCUUUGAGAAUCUCGGCUCUGAGGUCGGGUCGCAGAUGGCUGACCUUGUGCGCGAGCGUGCCGAACUCAAGGAGGCACGGAAAGGCUAG
Purpureocillium lilacinum is the source of this 768-nucleotide messenger RNA. RefSeq lists its product as uncharacterized. The record is from RefSeq and is a predicted model, not a curated record. Lineage: Eukaryota; Fungi; Ascomycota; Sordariomycetes; Hypocreales; Ophiocordycipitaceae.